AUGCAAUUACAACGCAGGUAUCUAUGCUUGGCGAUGCUAGUUCUGGUGGGAUAUGUAAAGGCAGAGGAUCCCAUUCAGUCCCCACCAGAUGGCAUAUCAUCGUCCGUUGAACCAGUCCUCAAUUCUGCUGGUAAAAACGUGGAAACUGCAGAUUCAUUCACUAAUCCCAGCCAUGUUACAAAUAACUCACAAAUUGCGAUUUCUGCCGAGUUCGAAAGCCGACCUUCAUCGGACACAAUUCCAGGAGCUAACCUAUCUGUGGAGAUAGAUCAUGAGGCAUACGAUACCGAAUUUUACGACGACAACUCUUCUGUUAUAGUGGAUAUUGAAAAUGAGAUACAGCAGUACUCGAGCUCAGCAAACUUCCCUGUUCACAACGACUCUAAUAACAAAACUCAAAACGAGACCUCUGCCGAUCUUGAGAACGACGUUGGCCUGGCGCAAAUCCUGGAGAUGACCGCUGGCUCGUCUUCCAACCUGUCUAUUUCAACAAAUUUGACCGAAAAAUCUGAAAAUGGGUCGUUGCUCAGUCAAAAUGAAACAACUCAUAACGAUUUGAUAGGUAGCUUCGACGAAGCGUUGACAAAUCUGACUGGAACAUCUGAUUCCGGCCUGCUAUUAAACGGAUCUGAAAAGGCUGACGAUGAGGCAGAUGUGCAUUUCAUGUCAUUUGAGGAAUGGAAGAGAAAGAAUGCUUUGGAAAACCCUGUGGUCAAGGAAAAGACAAAAGCCGCAAGGGCUCCGACUACGACGCACCAGUCUGCUCACUUCGUGGGGCCUCUGAGCGAGGAGAUUGAAAUACCCUUGGACUUGUUUGGAGGUGAGCCAAGCCAAGUUGAAGAUGAAGGAGGUAAAAUCUACAAGGACAGGUUCAACUACGCGUCGUUCGACUGCGCCGCCACGAUUAUGAAAACGAACUCAGAAGCGAAAGGUGCUUCUGCCAUUUUGAACGAGAACAAAGACUCGUAUCUUCUGAAUGAAUGCGUGGCACCAAAUAAGUUUGUUGUUAUUGAGCUUUGUGAGGACAUUCUCGUGGAUACGGUGCUGUUAGGAAACUACGAGUUUUUCUCCUCGUCUUUCAAGACAAUCCGUUUAUCUGUGAGUGAUCGUUUCCCUGUUCCUCAAAAUGGCUGGAAAGUCCUGGGUGAGUUCGAGGCUGAGAAUAUCAGAGAUUUGCAAUCGUUUACAAUCAAGAACCCUUUGAUUUGGGCAAGAUAUCUUCGGCUUGAAGUUCUGUCUUACUUUGGAGGAGAGUACUACUGUCCGCUGUCUGCCAUCCGAGUCUAUGGUAAGACAAUGAUGGAGGAAUUCAAACUGGAGGAAGAAAAAGAACUAUCGGGUGUUGCUGACGAAGAAGCCGAAGAAGAAGUGGAGCAAAUUGAGAAUGCCCAAGAUUCCCCAGCUUCGGAUAUCUUGCUUCGUAGGAACAGCAGCGAUGCUGCCGACCUGAACUCCUCUGUCAUCGACAUGGAACAGGUCGCCACGUUGGAUGAGGAUUGUUCAGUUGCCCUGAUGCAUCUGGGACUGGAGCAAUUCCUGGAAGAAAGAAGCGCGGAUGACUUCUGUAUAGAGACAGACUUCACAGUUCCUUCUAUGGCUACCGAUCAUCCCGCUCAAGAGCCCACGACCCAGGAGUCCAUUUACAAGAGUAUCGUCAAGAGGUUGUCGUUGCUUGAAUCGAACGCCAGUCUUUCGUUGCUCUAUAUUGAAGAGCAGAGCAAGCUUCUUUCGAAGGCCUUCGAGAAGAUGGAAAAACGUCAAAUCACCAAGUUUGAUUUGCUGGUUUCGGCUUUCAACAUCUCCAUUCACUCUCAGCUAUCUCAGCUGAAAUCGCUGUACACUUCUUUUCAGGACGAUACUCUGGUUCUGCUUAACGAUCAACGCAGAAAACAUGCUGAGUUACUCACUAUGUCUGCUUCAGAAGUAGACUCGUUGGCAUCACAAUUGGCAGCUCAGAAGCGUCUGGGACUGCUGAAUUCGAUUGUGUUAAUAUGUCUACUGAUCUAUAUCGUGGUUACCAGAGACACUUUCAUCGAGGCCGAGGUUCUGGAGGAUCAACAGUUUGACGAUAGCCAGUCUUCGCACUCGGCCCGAUCCGAUUCUCCAAGCCCCAUCAUCAGCUCUCCCUCAUCAACCACGUCUCUUCCAAAGAAACGUCACAAGAUACGACUGAGCAUCGGUCACAAGAUCGCCCGCUCGUAUUCCGAUUACUUCUACGACAAGUCUAGUCAGCAGCAAUACGUUUACAGCCAGCCAACGUCGCUGGACGGCGGAGAAGGCAUCCGUGUGGAGCUGAACCCUAUUGAUACCAAGUUCGAUGACGACGCAGUUUCGGUCUCCAAGUCGGUUCGUUUCGAAGGUGAUACCUCAGAGAGCAAGCCAGACCAAUUUAGUGAAGGUGAUGCAACCACACCAGACGAUAGCGGAAGCGACCCUGCCAUAUCUGGAUGA
Messenger RNA from Kuraishia capsulata CBS 1993, 2451 nucleotides. RefSeq lists its product as uncharacterized. Gene Ontology annotation, cellular component: membrane; cytoplasm. Gene Ontology annotation, biological process: protein folding in endoplasmic reticulum. The coding region runs from base 1 to 2451 and encodes 816 amino acids. The record is from RefSeq and is a predicted model, not a curated record. Lineage: Eukaryota; Fungi; Ascomycota; Pichiomycetes; Pichiales; Pichiaceae. The transcript has a single exon.